Phlebotomus argentipes is the source of this 1097-nucleotide messenger RNA. Its product is annotated as coiled-coil domain-containing protein 97. The coding region runs from base 68 to 1063 and encodes 331 amino acids. The record is from RefSeq and is a predicted model, not a curated record. Lineage: Eukaryota; Metazoa; Arthropoda; Insecta; Diptera; Psychodidae. The transcript is spliced from 2 exons.
AAAGCUAUUUUUUGUGUAAAACACCUCAAAAAGAAGAGAAUAAAAAUAAUCACACGUGCUGUCAGAAAUGCUUCCAACUAUACUCGACGAAGGCGCUGUUGUCACUGAAGAGGAUGAAUUGCGUCGGAAAAUAAUAGAAAAUAUUUGUCUCAAUGAUCAAGUAUUUUUCAAGAGCCAGCAAAUUGACGAUCCGGAACUCACAAGAGACGAGAAAGAGGAAAUUGUGAAGAGUUUGUGGAAUAAGAAGGAUUCUCUCUUCCUUGAUCGCUUCGGGAAGUUCAUUGACCAGGAAAACUUGGUGUAUUUUGAGGAAAAAGGACUUACUGGAGAUGAGGAGUACAUUGUGAGACAGCAGCUGGAGAGACUCAGGAAGUGGCACAAGAAUCGCGGGGUUGAAGUGAGGAAUCGAAGAUAUGCUGCCAUGCAAAAGAUGAUCGCUGAGAAUUCAUCAUACUUCACAGAGACAGAAAUGAUGAAUAGGGAGCCUCUGCUCUAUGACCAGCUGGUGGGACAGUUCCUGACUGAGCAGGAGAAGAGAUCUCGCGACAACAGAGACAGUUCGUCUCUGCUAAAUGUCCUCAUGAAUGGUAUUGAGGACGAUGAAUACAGUGAACGGUUGAAACAGGAGAAGAAUGACCAAGAGGAGGACUCUUCAUCCAGUUCAGAUGCCUCAAACCGCUCCGAUUGCAAUCCCCGAGGUCGUCUUUGGGGUGAAUUUGCAGAGGAUCAGCCAUCUUCCUCCACAAGUCGGCAGAGUCAACGGAAAGCUAUGACGAGCUCCGAAAGAGAUCUGUUACGGCAGGAGUUCAUGGGAAUCAUGUACACGAAUUUCCUCCAAGGAACAGAUAAAGAUUUCGAUUACUCAGCAGUGGACAACAAUCCUGACUAUGAUAACGAUGCCAUUUGCAGUCGAGAUGAGGAGGAAAAGUACUUCGAUGCUGAGGACAGCUCAGAAUCGGGCAAUGCUGGAUAUCAUAAUGUUCAGGAAGCCUCCAGUGAGGAUGAAUUGGACGUAUUUAUGGCUCAUUUGAGUCACCAAACGCCACUCCAGAAACAACUGUAGUUUUGUGUGAGUAAAAAAGUAAUUUAAUAUUUAU